Messenger RNA from Columba livia (rock pigeon), 611 nucleotides. Its product is annotated as hemoglobin subunit epsilon. The transcript is spliced from 4 exons. Gene Ontology annotation, molecular function: oxygen carrier activity; oxygen binding; heme binding. The record is from RefSeq and is a predicted model, not a curated record. Bases 44 to 487 code for a protein of 147 amino acids. Gene Ontology annotation, cellular component: blood microparticle; haptoglobin-hemoglobin complex; hemoglobin complex. Gene Ontology annotation, biological process: oxygen transport; hydrogen peroxide catabolic process. NCBI's taxonomy places the organism in Eukaryota, Metazoa, Chordata, Aves, Columbiformes, Columbidae.
AGCAGCCAGCUGGGUGGGGCUCCGAGCAAACCCGCCUGCCACCAUGGUGCACUGGUCAGCCGAGGAGAAGCAGCUCAUCGCCAACAUCUGGGGCAAGGUCAACGUGGAGGAAUGCGGUGCCGAGGCCCUGGCCAGGCUGCUGAUCGUCUACCCCUGGACCCAGAGGUUCUUCUCUUCCUUCGGGAACCUCUCCAGCCCCACCGCCAUCAUCGGCAACCCCAAGGUCCGCGCCCAUGGCAAGAAAGUGCUCACCUCCUUUGGGGAAGCUGUGAAGAACCUGGACAACAUCAAGACGACCUUUUCCAAGCUGUCUGAGCUGCACUGCGAGAAGCUGCACGUGGACCCCGAGAACUUCAGGCUCCUUGGAGACAUCCUCAUCAUCGUCCUGGCUUCCCACUUCACCAAGGAUUUCACCCCUGCCUGCCAGUUCGCCUGGCAGAAGCUGGUCGGCGUGGUGGCUCAUGCUCUGGCCCGCAGGUACCACUGAGCAUCCCCGGGCCCGGCUGUGUGAGGAAGAGUCCCUGUAACCCCCCAGCACCUCUGAGCAUGAGGAGAUGCCCUUCAGAUACUGACAGGCUGUGGCCACCAAAUAAAUGUCUCUCAGCACCAUG